GCAGCAUACCUGCACUUCUUUUUCCAGAAUCUGAUGCCUGUUGUGCGGGAUCCUGUAUGCCGGAAUAUACACAGGCUUAACUGCAGGUUCUAGAGUGAUAGUGUCCAACCACAUGCAUUCUGAAUAAGGCAGGAAUAUGAUGAAUGUAGCACCAAAUGUGUCCCUGGUCAUACUGCAUGUUUUACUAUUGACGGCUGCCUGUCUGCCUGCUGCUUGGUCUCUACCAGAACCUCCAGACCUCGCCCACCUGAUGGCUACGAUGUAUGAUAGACCAUUCAGAUCUUUAGCAGACCUGAAUGCAUAUACAGAUAACAUUCUGGAUGUUGCAAAUCUUCAGAUUAGCAAAGCAUUUUCCGUAGAAACUCGGAGAUAUAAACGAGACCUUGACGUCACUUCCAUGAAGGUAAAUAGAACAGACAAACUGGCGCUCAGUAUGUCUAGUAAGCCUUCUCUCCUUCAAGAGGUCUCAGCAUUGCAGGCUGUGGUUGCGCAAGACAAAGACUAUUGGGUGUUAGGCUAUCACAGCCAUCAUAACCUCACGGUGCUCGAGGUAUCCAGAAAUGAAAGCGCACUGCACCAUUUAGUAGACUCAGAGUUAAAUAUUUUCGGUGGAGUGGACAAAAUUACUAGCCACAUCAUAGGCGGACAGCUCUGGAUCGCGGUGGCCCCCCCUUCAGCCAACUAUGUAGGAAUCGUGAGGGUGGACCUCGCUUCGCCGACGGCGGCCGAGUCCAGUCAGAUUAUCCCUGGAGAAGGCUUGGUGGGCGGCCUGUUUAUGUUCGAGGCGGCGGGCGAGUUGUAUUUGGUCGUCGGCGCCAAGGACCCAGCCGGCGAUGGUUCAUUUCAUGCCAGAUCUCGAUUAUAUCGACUGAAUGGCAAUUACUUUGAUCGCCAAGAUGAGCUAGUCUUCAGAACCAAGGAUGUGUAUGAUGUUACAGGCUUCAGUGAAUGGGGCAAUUAUUAUCUCGUGUUUGCCAUGGCAUAUUCUGAAGGUUCACAAGUGUACAAGUUCGACCCUGUGGUACAAACUGUGACCCUCCUGCAACAACUUCCGGACACUGAUGUCUACAAAGUUUUGCACUACAUUGAAGCACAAGAAAACAAGCAUUAUAUUGUGACACUGAAUAAUGGAGGAUCUCCCAAAAUUUACUGGUGGACAAGUGAACAGCUGCUUCUUUGGCAAGCUUUAGACUCCAUUCCCCUGAUGCAUGAAAGCAGCAGCGUGCAGACGUUCUUGUUCAAUUCCCUCGAAACUAUAGUAAUGGUUUCUAAUGGCGGUAGAAUUACUAUUUACACGGACGAUACAUCCGGGCAUUACCGCUCCGACUUCGUCAUAGAAACCACCUGUAGCCUCAUUGAUAAUAUGUUCAUGGUCCCAAUGGAAGAAAAGCAUGUGUUAAUUUACGCAUGCAAAGACGAUCAAGGCAAUAGCAGUCUGGAGGCACUAGAUGUUGUAAUAGAGGAAAUCGAAUUGGCGCCUCCCAUGAAUGCGCCAGGCGGACUUCUCCUUUGCCUAAAAGACUUGCGAAGCGAGCUGGAUGAAAGGCAGCGUGGUGUAUCAUACCUCGAGAGUGUUACAGCGACUGGUGGCCUGAUGACCACAGAUAUGAAGCAGACUUGGACCGGUCCAGUGACGUUUUCUGGUGGGCUGUCUGUUAGAGGCAAGACUACUAUUCAUACCGUUACCAUAUUGGGAGCUGACGCUGUCGACCCGAAUGCAGACACUUUCCACAGUUUCUCGAACAAAACUUCUGAACUUGAGGAUCUUGUGGAGACCCUCGCCUCCAACAUAUCGGACAUACUUUAUCAUUCUGGGAACCAAAACAUCAUCGGCCCUGUUGAUGCCACUUCGCUUUCCUGUGAUAAGUUCGAGUCAAACGUUACCAGGAUCGACAGGUUAAAUGAUGUGCCACUCCUGAACAUCCACCGUAUGUUCAUGAUGGACGGAAUCGACCAGAAUGUUAGCUCAGUCCUAUCACUCCACACAAUGAACACGGAACGCUUUAUCACGCGCACGGGGUUGCCAGCGGCCACCAUCAACGGCAUCUACUCGGACCAGUUUAUGCUGAAGAAUGCCACCUCUCAGGAAGUGACCGGGCACCAUGCGUACGGACACAUCCAUGCAACGGCUCUUAACUCUAACAAUGGCGUGUCCAUGCUUAUUAACGGAGUAGAUACGGAACACAUGGUUGUAAAGGAUUCUAACGCCACCUUCACCUCUGUGAAGACCUUCCAAAAUUUAACUGUGGCUGAGACAUUGAAUGCUGGUUUGGUCAAUGGUGUUGAUUUAGCUGACCUGUCGAAUCGCACCGUGUACACAACAGUGCAAACAACCCAGAUCCUGAGAGGAGACUAUACUUUGGGUACCGUCAAGGUCGAGGGCAACGCAGACGUAAAACUCAUAAAUAAUGUUGAUUUGAAACUGCUUAAUGAGUCUGUUGUUAAGACCUCGGGUGACUUUACUUUAUCAGGUAAGAUAGCUUACCGGGUGUUUAGCGGGGGAAGGGAUUUUAAACCAAAUCCCAGGGGUGAAUAA
Molecule: messenger RNA, 2536 nt
Organism: Penaeus monodon (black tiger shrimp)
Lineage: Eukaryota; Metazoa; Arthropoda; Malacostraca; Decapoda; Penaeidae
Exons: 17
Coding region: 137-2536 (799 amino acids)
Source: RefSeq, a predicted model, not a curated record